Cherax quadricarinatus is the source of this 6715-nucleotide messenger RNA. NCBI's taxonomy places the organism in Eukaryota, Metazoa, Arthropoda, Malacostraca, Decapoda, Parastacidae. The record is from RefSeq and is a predicted model, not a curated record.
AGGCUUAAUUCGGGGAACUGGAGCACAGAUCCAAUUCUCUAGAUCAAGAGCCCCUCACCAGCAUCAAGGAACCUUCCUUGAGGGGAGGGCUGAGCACAGCAAUAAAAAAACAGAGCUCAAAUCUAGCGGGAGAGGGAAGAUGAUCUGCGGCGGCCGCCCCGAUGCUCCUCUGUCCCUCACGGAAAUAACACUAAUUCUUGCAAGAGGCCAGAGAUGUUGGUGUUGUCUCCUCGUUUAUCAUAAGGGCAGUUAGAGAGAGCAUUGUGUGCCAUGACCUAGCCAUGACCUCACAGCAUUAUGAUACCAAGUCCUCCCAGCAUUUUAACACUCCCAAUGACAAUACAUUCAGCGAUUCCCACUGCAGCAACCUUGCACAGACCCAGGGCUCUACGUAUGGUCAGAGCUUUAGUGGAAGUGAGACAGAUGUGAGCACAUCAACAGAAAAUCUGAGUCCUGAGGAACGCUAUGCUUUAGAGCACACACAAAGACAAGAACCUCAGGGCCAAGAGAAUGUUGGGAGUACUUCUAACAGCAUGGCUAGUUCACAUCUAUCUCAGCCAUCAACAGUGGUGACAAGUGGGGCUUCCAGUGUAUCCACGGCAAGAUCUAAUGAUUGCAAUGCAUCUAUCAGCAGCAGCACAAACACACUUAUAAUUCAUAAUUCGGUGAGUGAUGACCUCUGGAAUUAUAGAUGGACUCCUGGUGGAUACUCCACCCCUAUGACUAGCAGGAAAUCUAUGUAUUUUGCCAAACUUCAGAGGUUUGAAAUGGAAAUUAUCAAGGUACAUGAAGCACAUGAGGCUCUAGUGAAGUCAUCUGAGAGAAGGGAGCAACUUGAGCGGCUAGCGCGCCACAAACUACAUGCUGAGGUCAAGCGACUCACUGAGCUUAAUGCAGAUCUAAAGGAUCAGGUUGAUGUUCUCUCUACCCAAAUUUCUAAUCGUCCCUUGCCUACUGAUAGCACCGAUGCCCUUCGUAAGGAAUUAAAUAAACGGGACGUCUUCAUUGCUCAGCUGGUUUCACACAAUAAAGAACUAAUUGCUGCUAAAGAACGACAAGAAAUUGAACUAACUGCCCAGAGACAGACCCUCAACGAACAACGAACACACAUAGAUAUCUUGGAUUCUGCCCUAACUAAUGCUCAGGCUAACGUUGUAAAACUGGAAGAGGAGCUGCGGAAACAGAAAUUGGUGAAAAGGCAGGGGAAUUUAAAAAUCUUAAUUUUCCAAAAUUUAAAUGCGAAAAAGAAAGUCAGGAAGAAUUCUUCCCCACAGCUGGAAAAGGGAAAAAUAGAACAACUACUCUGAGGGCUGAAGAGGGAAGGACCUGGAAGCAAACUUAGUGACCUACGACGAGAAAUUCGGGAAAAGGAUGAGAAAAUAAUGAUUCUGGAAGGGGAAGUUACAAAGUGGGAGCAGCGCUACCUGCAGGAGUCAGCAAUGAGACAGCUUGCCAUAGAUGCUGCAUCCAUGCCUAAAGAUGCAAAAAUUGCUGCCUUAGAAAAGACUAGCCAGGAGAGUGAGCGCCACAUCGCUCAGGCAAAGUCUGAUAAACUGCGACAAAUGGAUGAGCUCCACACCAUGAGUAAGAAGCAAGCAGAGUAUGAGGCCAGAUUGCUGUUUGACUUUAGAGAUUAUUUUCAAAUUCUGUCUUCUGAAUUAGCAUUUGUUGAUUGCAGUUUGGAUGGCCGAAGCAGCAUCAGCAGCGCCAGUAUGGUCCACAGUACACAGGCGUCAACAGCUCAUUCACAUAGCAGUAGUGGAUUAGGGGGGGCUGGGGGUGCUUUCAGUACCCCUGGUACACCGAGACGAGAUGAAGAACUCGGAUGUGCCCCACCUAUUCCUCCAUUUCCUUCAAUGAGCCACACAUCCAUGGGUGCUUCCACCACAAGGCCUAAUGCUGCCAAUCCUUACCUGGACCUUGCAUCAACAUCUUUAGCAUCGGCAUUGUCCACCUUGCCAGUUUCUACUGGGCAAGAAAGUCAGGCCAGUGGUCGCUUGAGCAGUUCUCGUGAUCAGACUGAUGAGCAGAAAAGAUUGGACAGCUGUGCUGGUGCAAGAUAUUCACCAGGAAGAGUCCCUGACUUGGAUUCUUUGAGUUCAGAUGACCUGCUUGUUGAUGAUGAUGGAAUGCAUGGAAAGCUGCGUGUGGUGUGUUUUCCAGGACUGGCUCAUCCUAGCUCUGCAGCUGGAGAAGGCACGGUAUCCCAGCCACUACUGGCAUGUGUAGAGCCUCAUCCCUCCCUGCUCCCACCCUCUCAACACCUUACCAGUGAUCUGUCACACCUAGGCCUCAAUAUGGGUAUGGAUCGUUCCUCCCUGGUCCACGCUCACUCCCACAAUGAUGUUCCUGCCCUCUCCUGUCCACCGUAUGACCCUCCACCUUCGUAUCCUUUGGAGAUGACAGGUAAUGUUCCUUCCCCACCCCCAAGAGAUAUUUCAUCCAUGGCAGCUUCACAGUCACAAUUGCAAGUGGGGCAUGAAGCUCCACUGCAGACAGCAAACUCAAGAUCAACAGGCCAUCCACGUGGUAAUCCUCCUCCAUACCAUGGCCACCAUGAGGUACUCUCUCAACAGACAGGAGGUAGUGGGUUACAGUCAUCACCUGUUAACCCUAAUGAGCAAGUUCCUAUUCCAUUAAUGCCUGGUAGCCCGACAAUGAAUUUUAACCGUCGAAUGGGACCUAAAAUGUCUCCUAGUGCCCCUAAUCUUUCUACUGAUAUGGCUGUGCCUCGCCCUCCCAUAUGUCGCAAUGCACAUCAUCCAACAGUUGCAUGUAGGAAGUGUAAUAGUGUACGUAGUAGUAAUAGGCAAAAUGCUGCUAUCCUAGUUCGCCGGGCUAAUUCAAGUGCUGGCCACACCUACAGAAAUUCAGCACCUCUUGCAGCAUGCCAAGGAAGCCUUGAUACUGACGAUGCUCCAAGUAUCCUUGCUCGUCUCAGAAGAGAGUGGGAAAUGGGUAAUAUUCCAUCUUGUGGAAACAAUGCACUACCACAGAGUUUGUCAUCUCAAAAUGAAGCUCAAUCACAGCCUCCCACUUCAUGCACUCAUUCUAAAGAUUCAUCCAGAGAGUCUUCUAAAGAGAAACCACCACAAAAAGAGCAGUCUAUAUGGCAGAACUCUACAUCAAAAGAAGCUGCAAAUGAACAACAGCAACAAAAGGAUACUAAUCAAGAGAAAAUCAAUAAACAAGACCAGCAGUCACAGCCUUCUUUAGAAGGGAACACCUCUUCUGAAAUUAAGAAUCAAAAGUCACAAACUUCAGCUACAAUGAAUAACUCGCAGAAAGAACCAAAAUCAAAUUUAUCCAAUCCAUCUGUUACCUCAUCCACUCAAAGUACCAUUCACACACAGUCCACAGCCAUUUCUAAACCCAGUUUUUCUACUAGAGUACAGAAUUUAUUCAGUUCCCCAUUGAAUUCAUCUGAUGUUUCAAAUUCUAACACCAUUACUACUGGUGAUGUAAAGAAUUUCACUAAAUUUACUGGUAAUAAUAAAGUUGAAAGCCAGAAUCAAAUAACAAAGAAAAAUGAUUUUAAUCAAUUCAAUAAUAACCAGGAAGCUAAAAUUGAGUUAAUAAUUUUAGAAGACACAGAUCAGGUCAAAACAUCAAAAGAUAUUACAAAACCUUUGCAGGACAUUAUAUGAUAUACAUUUUUUCCAAAUUAGUAUGAAAGCCAAUAAUCACAUGGUUAAUUGAAUUUUGACCUAGUGAUGCAGUUCUCCACAUCAAGCCCCAUAAAAAAUGGAGCCAGGAGAGUUUUCUGAAUCACCAGCUCAGUCCACAGUGAAUCCACAAUUUAAGGAUGUUCCACGAUCUGACAUGCAAGUUGCAAGGAGUCCUGUUUGUGAUAUCCUGUGUAGAGAGGUGAUACUCUCUGUACCGAUGUGAUGAUACAGUUGCCUUAGUAAAAUGCUCCAAGGCUAGAGUUGAAGGAUACUAGUCCGUCCAAUUGAGUCCUGAAUCAGUAUUUUUUAGCAUGGAUGGUGUGAUCCUGUGAGAAUUUUUUAAUAUAGUACUGUGACUAAAUAGAGGGUUACAUGAAUUUGAAAUUUUUGAACCCUUUUUAAAGAGCAUAAUUCAAUUUGAGAUGCUUAGCAGUCUGUAUCUUAAUUUAUUGAUUAAUAACAGAUCCUUUUCACUUCAAAGAUUGGGCUUUCUUGCAUUUUUAUAUUUGUCAUAUAAAUGUUAAUGGUUCUGGAGACUGUUAACCCCCACGUAGACAUAUUUUAUCCAGGCUUGAGACAGGAAAUUUAUAUAUGAAGGCAAGGUUUUAGUUUUCUCUACCUGCUAAAUAUUCAGUUGGUUUAAAGAUUUUAAGAAUUAGUUAAUAUAUAAAGAUUUUAACAAAAAAUAUUUACCAAUAUGAUUACUACAUAUUUGCUGUCUGUUUGAUUACAACUUUUAAGAGAUUAUACCUAUACUGUGUAUUUUUGUAUUAGAAUACAUCUGAAGAGAAAAUACUAAGCUGCUACAGAGGUUAACUGGUGCCAUGGUUGCAAAUUGUCAACAGAAUAUUUUGUGCCAUUACUGCCAUGUGAUGGUUUAUGCCUAGUGAGGAAUAUCUUACAUUGGUGCUAUUUUGAGUCACAUAUGUCCAAGUGAUGCUAAUGAUAGAGAUUAGAAUCUUCAUAAUUGUAAGGUAUACUGUAUCUUGUUUAUAUUGAUUAUCUCAGUAUUUUAUUAGUCUCACUUACAUAAUGCAAUUGUCCAUAAUGUUAAUAACAUAUUUAAAAAUUAGUUUAAAAAUACAUAAAUUCAGUUCUGGGAUAGUCAGAAAUGUCAGUUUAUAUUUCUUGUACUUUUUAGAAUCCACAUUUACAAUUUUUUCAUAUAAUGUGCAUAUCUACUAAUCUAACUAUAUUGUAGGUUGACUUCUUUAUCCAUUUUACUGUGAGGAAAAUGUGCAUAACAUUUUUAAGACCCCAUUUAUUAUUGGUUACACUGAUAUUUUUGACAGAUGAAGUACUGUACGUACUGUACAUUAGUGUUGAAUUGCCUGCUCAUUGUUGUUCUCUCAUCAAAAGCCUAGACUCAGUGUGUGCCUACAGUUUACAUUAAAUGUAUUAUGCAAAUUCAAAUAGAUGGUUACAGAAAAAAUGUUUGCAGAAUUUUUCGAGGAUGUCCCUGACUCUGAAAAUUCAAAGUCUUCCUUGCAUUUUUUUCUGAACCAGAGUUGAUUAGCCCCACUACAUGUUAAACAAAUGAAAGUAAGUAACUUUAUAAAUAGUUCAGGGUGGACCAAAGCAUUGUUCUUUAAUUUGCAGUGCAGUAUUUGUUAGUUAAAAUUCAUUAUAAAUUAUAUUACGAGGAAAACUACUCUUGGCUGACAUUUCUUGCUUGUUAUCUUUUGAGCCCUAUUAUGGUGAGGAAAUAAAACAUAUCCCUGUGUUGGCAGAUCUAAACUGUUUGUUAUUAAGGCUUAUUUCAUUGCUUAUGAAAAUUCUACAAUGUUGUAUCUAAAAUUUACUUUACUCAGCCUGUCAGUAAUAAUUAUUUCCAUUGUCAAACAGCCAGUAUUUGAUUGUUUCUUCAGCAUUUUUAUAGCAGUAUAUACUGUACUGGAAAGUUUCGUAAGUCAAGUUAAGAAUCAUUUCCAUACAUUACUGAUAGUCUAAAAUCAUUUAUUUUACUUAAUUAUUCUAUGAAAAGCAUAGGAUAUAGCAUAUUGUGAAUUAGUAUAAGUGGCAGCACCACACUGAAGGAUGCACUAAAGAAAAAAUGUGCUUGCAAGAAGCUUGUGUGCUACACUAGCACACCUCAAAAUAGUGUUCAGACAUAUAGAUAGAGAAUGCAAGAAAAACUGUUUGCAAUGUAUGUUAAGUCAAAAUUUGAAUGUGAAGUGAUAGUUGUGUUAUCUGUCUAGUAGAAAUAGAAUAUAAAGUAAAAACAACAUAUAAGGAUAUUUGAGCCCUAAUGCACCUUGUAAAAAAAAAAAAAAAUGUCUUUCACCAAGGUAGGGUGACCCAUACAAAAAUACACAUCCACCCUCACUUAUUCGGUAGCUGUCUUGCCAGAAGUGUAUAGAAAUCACAAUUCAAAUAACCCUCUAAACUGCAACAUCCCCCACCUCUCCUUCAGAGUGUAGGCACUGUACUUUCCACUUUCAGGACUUGAUCCCAAGUUAACCAGUUUUCCUGAACCCCUUGCUCACUUUCCAACAUCACGUCAAGCCAUAAAAGCCACUCAUCUCCAUUCACUCCAAUCAGGCACACUUAAGUACAGCAUAAGUGAAAUAUAGUGGUUUCUUUAGUUAUGAUUUACCCUCGUAAAGGAAUUUAGUGUUGUUACGAUGAAAAUUUUGAGACAGAAUGUGUGUACCCAACACCACUCUGUGUCAGCAAGUGAUUGUGAAUUUCAAAAAAAUUACACCAAGUUGUUUGCCAAGUGCUUUGCAGAAACUUCAGGAGAUGAAGCCAUCAGCUUGAAGGAAUUCUGAAAGAUUAAGUUUAACAUCGUAGAUUAUAUGAGGCUUAUAGUACUGAUCAGAAAUUUUUUUUGUUUAAUUACCUUUACAAAAAUAUACUCUUUAAUUCUGUAAGAAAAAACGUUUUAUUUUUUUUUUUUUUUUCAAAAUUUCUUGGACACUGGGGCACCCCUUCCGAUUUUGGCCUUGGACCCUGAAAGGGUUAAAUCCUUCAAAGUCACAGAUGACUGAAGGCCACAAGUUCUAGGGUGCACUGAAGCACCAAGGAGAAACUUCAUUCCAGAAAUU